AUGCGGUCUCUUCUUGGGUCACUGGUCUCUUUCGGCGGACACACUCGUCGUCGUGCCCGUCUACAUUUGUUCUCUACUGGAACCUUUCCUAUUCUUCCCCGAUGGACUUUGCCCGCUCAUUGCCGCUCUGUUUCUACAGAGUCUCCCACACAAGAACCGCUGAGAAUUCUCUUCUGUGGGUCAGACCAUUUCAGCGCAACCUCACUCAAGGCCCUUCACAAUGAGCACCUUUCAAAUGGCGACCUUAUCCGCUCAAUAGAUGUUCUUACUCUCGGAGACAAAAGAUCAGGUCGUGGCAUGAAGACUAUUAGAGAGGUUCCGGUCAAAUCUCUGGCCGAGUCUCUUUCUCUCCCUCGCCAUGAGAUUUACAACUUUGAGAGCGAUUGGAAUCUUCCAGAUAAUAUCUUCGGCGAGAAGAUUAACAUGCUGAUUGCCGUCUCCUUUGGCAUCUUCAUACCCGCUCGGUUAAUCAUGGAUGCGAAGUAUGGUGGACUAAACGUCCACCCUUCACUACUCCCUAUGUACCGCGGCGCGGCCCCAAUCUAUCAUACUCUCCUCGACCAGCAACCCAUAACUGGUGUUAGUGUCCAGACCCUACACCCUGUGAAAUUUGAUCACGGAGCAAUUCUUCUGCAGACAAAUCCACCGAUCAACGUUCCCCCUAAAACUCGGUAUCAGGCCCUCCACGACACACUUGCCUCCCAUGGAGCGGAACUGCUUGUAGAAACACUCCGUCGGGGCCUAUUCUUCCCUCCGCUGGAUCCGGUAGAGAACGAUUACAAACCUUCACUUGCACCUAAAAUAGACCCAGAGAUACACGCAAGGAUCGACUGGAAAUCACAGAAUGCAGAAGAAAUAGAGAGUCGCUGCGGUACGCUCAAUACGGUAUGGUGUAAGCUUUCUUCCAUCGAGGAACCAGAAUUGGAGCGAAGGAAGCGUGCUAUAUUAUCUGGUGUGAGCGUUUUUGAAUGCCCGGAGAUGGAGCGGAAGGGAAAGGUGGUCCGACCGGGCACUUUCAGACACUUGACCGUGAGAAACGGCGAGGAUUUGUACGAAACCAUGAUUGUGAAAUGCAAAAAGGGAGGAGGGUGGAUUAGUGCCGAGGGAAUUAAAAUUGAGGGGAAGAGGCUUGUGAGUGCGGGAGAGUGGGCAAGGAGCAUUCUUGCUCAGAAGGGGAAAGGUGUUAAAGUGUUUACUUGA
Molecule: messenger RNA, 1200 nt
Organism: Tuber melanosporum (Perigord truffle)
Lineage: Eukaryota; Fungi; Ascomycota; Pezizomycetes; Pezizales; Tuberaceae
Exons: 4
Coding region: 1-1200 (399 amino acids)
Biological process (GO): conversion of methionyl-tRNA to N-formyl-methionyl-tRNA; biosynthetic process
Cellular component (GO): mitochondrion
Molecular function (GO): methionyl-tRNA formyltransferase activity
Source: RefSeq, a predicted model, not a curated record